This is a messenger RNA of Funneliformis geosporum, 213 nucleotides long. The record is from the annotation of a GenBank genome assembly. Lineage: Eukaryota; Fungi; Glomeromycota; Glomeromycetes; Glomerales; Glomeraceae.
ACACAGAUAGAUCUAUAAGUUGCAUCUUAAACUUAUGCCUAAAUUUACGAAAACUUGAUAUUGCAUUUAGUUGUGAAGAUAUCAAAGAUGCUAGUACUUUAAUCUAUUAUCAAACGAUCUCUGAAUUAGAGAUCAGUUAUAAUAAUAUUAGUAAUGAGGUUAUUGAAGCGUUAGCUUAUACAUGUCAUAAAUUAGAGCAUUUCAAGCUAGAUG